AUGACAGGAGCCAUGGUCACCCCACCAGUGGUGGAGAAAUGGCUCCAGGGAUUGGAUGGCCCCUGGGGAGAAGACCCAGAAACAGAAGAUAUAAACCUUUACAAGAAGAACCCAGACCCCAUCAUAGACCUCUGGAACAUGAGAGUUGUGUUCUUCUUUGGCAUCUCUAUUGCCAUUGUCCUAGGCUCUACCUUUCUGGCUUAUCUCCCUGACUAUAAGAUGAAAGAAUGGAGGCGGAGGGAGGCAGAGCAACUGCUGAAGCUAAGGGAGGCCCAGAGCCUUCCCCUUAUGACUUCCAACUAUUUUGACCCCAGAAGAAUUAUUUGUCCUGAUAAUGAGGAAUAA
Dromiciops gliroides (monito del monte) is the source of this 345-nucleotide messenger RNA. Its product is annotated as NADH dehydrogenase [ubiquinone] 1 beta subcomplex subunit 11, mitochondrial-like. The record is from RefSeq and is a predicted model, not a curated record. The coding region runs from base 1 to 345 and encodes 114 amino acids. The transcript has a single exon. NCBI's taxonomy places the organism in Eukaryota, Metazoa, Chordata, Mammalia, Microbiotheria, Microbiotheriidae.